Boeremia exigua is the source of this 2404-nucleotide messenger RNA. RefSeq names its product dimethylaniline monooxygenase (N-oxide forming). Bases 495 to 2192 code for a protein of 565 amino acids. NCBI's taxonomy places the organism in Eukaryota, Fungi, Ascomycota, Dothideomycetes, Pleosporales, Didymellaceae. The record is from RefSeq and is a predicted model, not a curated record. The transcript has 2 exons.
UCAAUUUCUUCGGAGGCGGCGACAACUGCGACAAACCGUUUCGCCGCGCACCGUGAAGAUCGCCUCCUCAUCAAUGUGACACGGUGAACUAAACGGCUCGAGCCGUUGAGGCGGACCCGGCAACGGCAUGACGACGCAGGCCUGGCGCGCCCCACACCACCCCGUUCAAGGCUCGCAACCCGAAGUCAACGAUAACAAUCACCUUCACUAUGAGAUCCCGGUGUUAUGAGUCGCUAAAAUUCACCGAGAGCCCACAAUUGUUGUUCCAAAUACGCUUUCCGCAUGGUCGAAAGGGAAACCGAAAUGCAUCCCAUCCUGCAAAGCCUUACAUGUGGCACCUUCCACUAGUGGUUCACGACGUUUCCGUGCUCCUGGGUUUGCAAGCAUCUGCAGGUCACACUUAAUCUGGGUAGACCGGUCGCUCCCCUUCUCUUCCGUGGUUGCUUUGUGGUUGCUUUUCUCCAUCCUCUAGUCAACAAACGAACUCAAUCGACAUGGAAGAAGUUGACUUGGUCGUUGUGGGAACAGGCUGGUACGGCCUUGCCGCAGCAAAAGCAUACAUUGAGCUUCACCCGAACGAAGAUAUCGUCGUGCUUGAGGGCGGCCCGAGCAUCGGCGGCGUCUGGAGCCAUGAUCGCCUCUAUCCUGGGCUGAAGUCCAAUAACAUGCUCGGUACCUAUGAAUUCAGCGACUUUCCAAUGGACCCUGCCACGUACGGCGUUCAGCCAGGAGAGCACAUCCCGGGCUCGGUUCUGCACAAGUACCUGACCUCCUUUGCAAAGGAAUCAGGCAUCUAUCCUCGUACUCGGCUGAAUACUCGGGUCGAGUCUGCUGAAGAGAACCUUAAAACUGGCAAUUGGACCUUGAGUACGAGAGAUACUGUGACCGGUAAAGAAGCAUUUCUGCACACCAAGAAGUUGAUUGUCGCCACUGGACUCACUUCCGAGCCUCACCUGCCGAGUUUCGUCGGAGAGGCAGACUUCAACUCGCCGAUCUUCCACUCCAAAGACUUUCAUAAGCAAGCCGAGACUAUCUCAACGGCUCGUAAUGUUGUUGUUCUAGGAGGCGCCAAGAGCUCGUGGGAUGCUGCGUAUGCUUACGCCAGUGCUGGAGUCUCGGUCGACAUGGUCAUCCGCCAGAGUGGUCGUGGACCCGUGUGGAUGGCACCGCCCUACGUGACGCCUCUCAAGAAAUGGUUAGAGAAACUCGUCCAUACACGCUUCCUGACGUGGCUGAGCCCUUGUAUCUGGGGCGAUGAGGACGGGUACGGUGGCAUUCGCCGCCUCCUACACGGCACCUGGCUAGGGCGCAAGAUUGUCGACUCGUUCUGGGGCAUUCUUGGCAGCGACGCAAUCGAUCUUAUGGAGUACAACAAGCAUCCCGAGACCAAGAAGCUCAUCCCCUGGCACUCGGCAUUCUGGAUUGGAAGCGGCCUUAGCAUUCGCAACUUCCCAACAGACUUCCUCGAAUACAUCCGCAACGGCCAAGUCCGCGUCCACAUCGCAGAAAUCACGCAGCUGUCCAAAAAGACGGUCCAUCUUUCCUCCGGCGAGCAAAUCAAAGCAGAAGUCCUUUUCUGCGCAACGGGCUGGAAAUCACGUCCCCCUAUCAACUUCCUCCCGUCCGGACGGCAUGCUGAGCUCGGUGUCCCCCACUACUCCGCGAAGCCCGAUGCGCUCGUCACCGAAGCCGACUCGCUCAUCCUCAACAAAUUCCCCCGGCUCCAGAACCAGCCCAGCGUUGCAACCUCGACUCGCAGCGAGACGGACGCCGAGACGCCAAACCAGCCGUUCCAGCUCUAUCGCUUCAUCGCGCCCCCGGCCACGAUGGAAAAGCGCAACAUUGCGUUCGCGGGCAUGAUGUCGACGAUCAGCACCUCGAUCUGCGCGCAAGCACAGGCGCUCUGGAUCUCGGCCUACUUUGAUGGGAGGCUGGACCGCCUCCCUACCGCGGAGCAGGCGCGCUGGGUUACGACGCUGCACGCGCGGUUCGGGCGGUGGAGGUACCCCUGUGGCUAUGGCGCGCGGCUGCCGGACUUUGUGUUCGAUGCUGUGCCGUAUCUGGACAUGCUGCUCAAGGACGUGGGCCUGGAGAGCCACAGGAAGGGCGGAAGGAUUGCGGAGUGGACGGAGCCGUAUGGGCCGGAGGACUACAAGGGGCUGACAGGGGAGUGGGCGAGGAAGCAUGAGUGAGGCGCAGGGCGCGAGGUGAAAAGCGGGAUAUUCGUUGAUUCGUUAUUCAUGCACGUCAUUAGCCGGUGCGGCCAUGUCAGAUACCAGAUAUGCAGUCUAGCCUUUGUUUCUGGCCUCGUCCUCGUUUUCCUCGAGCACGAUCUCAUACCCCGACCCGUUCUUCACCCAUAGGCUCGCAAGACACCCCACCGCGCUAACGCCCGCGAUAGCCC